Messenger RNA from Tigriopus californicus, 2325 nucleotides. RefSeq lists its product as uncharacterized. NCBI's taxonomy places the organism in Eukaryota, Metazoa, Arthropoda, Copepoda, Harpacticoida, Harpacticidae. The transcript has 3 exons. The record is from RefSeq and is a predicted model, not a curated record. The coding region runs from base 803 to 2164 and encodes 453 amino acids. Gene Ontology annotation, molecular function: protein binding.
UUGCAGUCCAGUUAAGCUCUAAGGUGGCGUUCCGACUCAUUCGGAUUUCGCCCAAGGAUUAAGUGGGAUCGGAAGUUGGGAAGAGCGCUCUUCAAGCAGGCUAAAAAGGCAUUAUUGCGUUGCUUCGUUUUCUCCAUCGGGCGAUAUUACAUACAGGGGAGAAAUUAGACAUGAACAUGUCGAGAUUGAGAUCUUGGAAUCUUCAUUUUUACGAGCAUCUAUCUAAUGCAAUAAGAUAGCCAACCGUUUUCCCUGAGGGCCUCGGGAAAUUGGGGCGACAAAAAAGAGCUCGAGAUUGUUCAAACUUCUGAUCUCAUGGGAAGAAGCACUCUGCGGAGGAACAUUGGCGGAUAGUUCAACGCGUGGGUACGAGACCGAGAGUGGGAUAUCGAUGACAAAUGCCAAAACAAGUCCUCCAAAUCUCCCAGGACCCACUAAAGUCACGACCAUUUCCGACAAAAAUCUCAAAACAAAAGCUCUGAGCUGUUGUCGUUUCCUCUGUCUUCCAUGUUUGGGCUUCCUUUUUGAGGGUAGGAAACUGACAGUUACUUUUGGAUGAGGAUGCUUCGCCUUAGAAACACUCUAAUGAUGCCUCUAGAUUUUUGUCCAAUAGAGCCUUUAAGGGCUUUCCAACACAAAUAAGUAUUCCAGUGCACCAGAACAAGAUAAAAAGCCUUAAUGGCACACUUGCCACAAAGUCCUGUUACAGGUGUUUUCCUUGGCUUUCUCCACCUCUCAAUGGCGUUAGUGCACAAGAAGAGCCUUUUCUACCUGUGGCCUUCAAUAAUAGACAGUUCUCAAAAUGAGCCUUCAUCCCCUUUUGAGGGAUUUUCAAGCCGAUUUGAAGUGUUUAAAAGCUAACCAAGACAAAAACGCCAAGAUCAACGCCAAGAUCACCGAUGCCAAUCCACAUUUGGUCAGCCUUUGCAAAGGCCUCGAGGCCAUGUUCCAGCAUGGCCUUCGGCCCAACGAUAACGUCUUUGUUUUAUUUGAGGUGAUCAGCCUCGAACCCAAACGUGAGGCUGGCAUGAAUGCUUUGGUGAAGCAUAUCGUCUCGGAGAUCAAGAAGAUCCGCACCCUCAAAACCGACGUGGGUCGAAGUCGGCAUUUCUUCCGAUGUUGCUUGAACAACGGUUGGUUGACCUCUUUGGUGAUCUCACUACGUAAUUGGAAAACCAUCGGAGAUUGGUACGAAUCAGACUCGCUCUUGCUCAGAAGCCCCAAUGAGAGUAUCAUGAGCAUUCUCCCGGACCUCGAUUUACUUCACUUCGACCUUCAUCUAGCGAAUCGAUCAUUUUUGGACGACUCUUGGGAACUGCCCAUUUACAAUCGCUUCGAACUUAUUCCCGGAUCAGAUUUGGGUCUGAUGAUUUGUUCGUUUCAAGGAAAGAUUGUUGUGACCAAGGUGAAAACCUAUUCCAGUGCGGGCGAGGAUGGCAAGGUGCAAGUGGGUGAUGUGAUUGACGAUUUAGAUGCCACACCCACUUAUGGCAUGGAGCCGGAAGCUAUCGCCAAGAUAGUGAAGAAGUGUGGCAAACGACCUCUGGCCAUUGGCGUGGUGAAGGCGGAGAAAAAUGGGAAGAUAUUUCCGCCAUUGAAGGCUUUGCUGGAGCAGAGUUCAAUUGAUCUGAAAAGACUGGAGGAGUUGAUGUCGAUCAGAAAGAAGUGGCGACCCAAUUCGUUGAUGUUGGAUGAUGACAACAAUUGUCCUAGCAAUGAUGGUAACGACGAAUUUGAUCCCUUGCUCGAAGAUGAAGAAGACUUUCGACAUGAUAUUCGGGGUGGAACAGAACUUCUUUACAUCGGGAGUCUCAAGGUCGGCAAUGUUGGAGAUGCGUCCCUUUUGGACAAAGCCAUUCAUCGUGUGAUCCAUGAUCAGAAGAAAGUCCACCAUUCUGUAAGCAUCCAUCUCCAAGAAUUGGGCGUGAAAAUGUUUUGUAACGAGAGAGGAAAAGAAGUCCUUAAUUACACCUACCCUGAGAUUUCAGCCUGUGGGUGCUGUUCCACCGAUAACCAUUAUUUGGCUUUCAUCGCAGGAAACGAUUUGUGCACGAUGGCCACAGAAUUCAUGUGUCACGUGUUCUAUUGUGCCAAUCAGGCCAAAGCCAGGGAUGUGAUUUCAACAAUUGCCGAGGGAUUUGAGAGAACUCAAAACGCGGUAUAGGGGGAAAAACGUUGUUGAAAAGCGCUAGCAAAUUUGUAGAGGUUGCGUAGUUCUAUUUUCAUAGGUUUCGUGGUAAUUUCGUUCGUCGAGUUUUCUUCUCGAUCAACAAUUUAUUCAUCUGUUGCUACAAACACUCAAUAAAGAUUCGUAUUUAAAACCUA